AUGGCUCACAACAAAAUUGUAACUUUAGAUUUUGAAACUGGACCAGUUACAGCUUUAUCUAUCAUAUCUGAAAAUCUAGUUUUAGCAGGUAUUUGUGGUAAUCUACAUGUAUAUGAUAUAACUAAACAGAAAUUGAUUCAUAUCGAGUAUGAUUUAUUGAACAAACAGAAAAUUCAUGGCAUUAAAAAAGAUGAAAGAGAGAGAAAAGAUAAAUCAUCUAUACAAGUUAUGAUACAUGGUGGUAAAGGCCUACAGAUAUUAUCAGUUAAUGAAACUAAAGGACAGUUUACAGGGUUAUCUAAAUUGAACAGUUAUGAAGAAUUCAAUGAUUGGAUAUGGGAUGUAAUAUGGCUAGAAUCAUCAACCAUUGCCAUGGUUACAGCACAUAAUGUCAUUCUACUGUUUGAUUGGUCAGCUCAAUCUAUAUUACAUCAAUCAUUUUCAUCAAAUUUCAAAGAUUUCUUAAUGUCGAUAAGAUAUUCAGCCCAUUUUAUUGGUACAGAAUGGAACAACUUGAUCCUUGCUGCUGGUACAGUUUUCAAUCAAAUUGUUUUAUGGUCACCUACUGGUCAAGCUGAUUCUCAAGGUCAUCAAAAGGUCAUUCAUAGACUUGAAGGUCAUCAGGGUGUAAUAUUUUCUAUCAAUUAUCGUAAAGAGUAUCAGCUAUUAGCCACAGCUUCAGAUGAUCGUAGUAUAAGAUUGUGGAAAUUUAAAUUUGAAACAAAACCUGAAACAGCUUCUGAUUGGAUGUCUAUGUCGUCUGCACCUUUACAUACCUUAUAUGGUCAUUCAGCUAGAGUGUGGAGUGCAUAUUUAUUACAUGAUAGCAUAAUUAGUGUAGGAGAGGAUUCUACAUGUUGUGUAUGGAAUUAUGAUGGUGAAGUACUCAAUAGAUUUAAAGGUCAUAAGGGUAAAAGUAUAUGGAGUAUAGAUUGUACUGAUGAUAUCAUUGUAACAGGAGGGGGAGAUAACUCUAUUAGACUCUGGAAGAUAAACAAUACAGUGUCGACUGAUAACAAUCAACAGUUAGUUUUAUCAGUUCCAGAUGAUAUCAAAAAUAGUAAAGAAGACAUACCUAGAUCAGUAGUAUUGAAGAACUAUGAUACAGCUAUCAUCAUGACAAAUUCUGGAUCUUUAUGUCAGUAUGAUAUUAACAAGAAAGUCUGGAAACUUAUAUACCAUAAUGCAUCAUUUAAAUCUUAUUCUCUGUUAGUGACCUCCCCUGAUAAGAAAUUGACUGCUGCUGGUAAUAUUGAAGGAGAUAUUUUAAUUGUACUCAAUGAUGAGUAUAUUUGUAAGAGAUAUUUCAAUGGUAAAGUUUAUGGUAUGAUAUGGAUUGAUUCAGUUCAUUUAUUAACAACAGGUCCUGCUGGUCAAAUAUUACUGCUUGAAGUUCAACAGAAUGACACUAAUAGUGAGGUUGCUAUAAGAAUGAAUAUUAAAGGUGAAUAUAUUCUACCACCAUGUAAACAGAGAUGGGUGUCUGCUGGGUUGAUAGUAUCAGAUGAUUUAAGUGAUGUUGUAUUAGUAUGUGGUGAUAGAGGUGGGACAGUACAUCACUAUAGACAAUCAAGGUCUAAGACCCCGAUACAGAGUUUCCCUAAGAUACAUGGUAAAGCUGGUGUAACUAGUAUUAUAUAUAGGGAUAGUAAGAUAUUAACAGCUGGUCGUGAUGGACAGUAUAGAAUCUGGUUAUUAGAUACAGACAAGAUACAGUUGUUAAAUAGUCAUAAGGUGUUAAAGAAUUUAGAAUGGAUAGAUAGAUUAGUUCUAACUGGAAAUAAUCAACUACAUGUUUAUGGUUUUCAUUCAACUAACUUUGUAAUCUGGAGUGAAGUAGAUAAUCAACUAUUACUAGAAAUAAAGUGUGGUGGAGGUCAUAGGUCGUGGGAUUGUAAAGUUAACAGUGAUGAUAAUGCUAGAUUCUUGUAUAUUAAAAAUGGUGACGUUAUUUUACACAAUACAAGUUUACUCUCUAACCAAGUUGUUUUGAAGCCUGCAUUACAUGGUCGUGAAGUGUGUGAUGUAAAGUAUAUAGAAUCUAUCAAUAUUAAUGGAGACUUAUAUCACCUUAUUGUAACAACUAGUGAAGAUACAGAUAUUAUAAUAUCACAGUUAAAAGUCCCAAAGGCAAAAUCAUCAGAAUUGUGGCCAUUACAGACAUUGCAAGGACAUCUAUCUAGUGUAAGAACAGUAACACUGAAUAAUCUCCCUUCAACAAGUGACAGACGACAAUAUUUACUAUUCACUGGUGGUGGUAGAGCCCAAAUUGAGAUUUGGAAAUUAACAGUGUGUAGAAAUACUGACUCUAGUUCUAUGGUUUGUUUUAAUGUGGAACACGAACAUCUAUCCAGUUGUUUUUUGGGAAAUUUAGAAAAUAAAAAAGGAUUCAAACCUUGGAAAAAGAAGCAUGUGAAUCCUGAUCCUGAAACUAGAAUCUUGUGUCUGACUUCAUUUUGCGGCAUGGACAUAGAUCAAGCUUAUCCUGCAAGCGUCCAUUUUGUCACUGCUGCCUGUUCUGAUGGGUUUGUAAGGUUAUUUUGCUUCAAUGCAGAAACUAAAACUAUGGAAUUAAUGGAACAGUCAGACUUUCAUAACAACUGUGUUUUAAAAACUCAUCAUUUUAUACAUAAAUCACCUAAAGGCUCACAAAUAUUCUUGUUGUCAGGGGCAACUGAAGGGGUUGUUGCUUUUUGGAAUGUGACUAAACUGUGUUUGGAUAUUUUGAAUUUGUAUAGAUCUAACUGUGAUACUUUGAACUGCAACCAAAAUGAGGUGAAAAAUUCCAAAUGUGAUCUAAUUUCAUCAGAUUCAGAAACAGAUGACAGUUGUUCCAGUACUACCUCCAAAAAUUUGUGUUUUCCAACAAAAAUAAAACACAUUCAGGUGAAAAAUGAAAAUAUCAGUGAAGCAGACGUGAAAGAUUGGCAGCCAUGUUUCAAGCUGAAAUGUCACCAAUCUGGUAUAAACAGCUUGGAUACAUACAAAAUAGACAAGAACAAGUAUGUAAUAGCUAGUGGAGGUGAUGAUAAUUGUUUAUCUGUUAGUAUGGUAUCACUAGAUAAUACUGAUAAUACUGGUAGUUUUACUCUUGUUAAAUCAGGACAGAAUAUCAAUACUCAUUCAGCUCAAAUAACAGAUGAUACUGGUAGUUUUACUCUUGUUAAAUCAGGACAGAAUAUCAAUACUCAUUCAGCUCAAAUAACAGAUAAUACUGGUAGUUUUACUCUUGUUAAAUCAGGACAGAAUAUCAAUACUCAUUCAGCUCAAAUAACAGGUAUAAGAAUUCUAUCAGAAGAUAAGAUAGUAACUGUAUCAGUGGAUCAAAGAUUAAAUUUAUGGCAGCUCAAUGAUUCACUAUCUUCCAAAGACAUUCAGAUUGAUUAUCUUGACUGUAGAUUUAUCAAUAUAUCAGACAUAGCUAAUUUAGAUAUAAGACUUGAGAGUAGUGGAAGAAGAUUAUAUUAUAGUGUGUGUGGUGUUGGAUUAGCUUUUGGAGAGAUAGUCAUACCCUCUACUGAACUUACCUUAUGA
Messenger RNA from Lottia gigantea (owl limpet), 3534 nucleotides. RefSeq lists its product as hypothetical. Gene Ontology annotation, biological process: tRNA methylation. Gene Ontology annotation, molecular function: protein binding. The record is from RefSeq and is a predicted model, not a curated record. Gene Ontology annotation, cellular component: cytoplasm. The transcript is spliced from 26 exons. Lineage: Eukaryota; Metazoa; Mollusca; Gastropoda; Lottiidae. Bases 1 to 3534 code for a protein of 1177 amino acids.